AUGGCGCAUGGUGCCAUUGGACAAGUCUUGCUAGUUGUGCUCUCCCAUCCGACCAAAUUAUAUAAAGCCGCCCAGCAUCCAAACCUGCAUAAUUCUCCAUGGUUUACAAUCAUCAGAAUAGCAAUACCCCAAGAGUUGAACAUCUUCCACCACGAGUCGUGGCCUGAACAAUGGCGAUCGUCUGAGUUUCCGCCGGAGGAGACAUUGCAAGAGAGAAGAAGGCGAUUCAACAAAAAGCCUGGAUGGUCAAAGGGUUGGAACGACUGGAUUCCUAGAUUCUUCCAUACGCAGACCCCCAGGACGGGAGGUUGGCCGUGGGGCUAUGUCAUCUAUCGCACGACCUUUGCAGACACAUCUAGUCAAGACUGGGCGGCCGCGAUCGAGAUGCUGCAUCGAUACUGCUAUGCCUCGAUGAACCGAUCUAGGGAUCUAAGCGAAUUUGCAUUCCAACCUAACGUCAAAGAGCUUGUCCGUGAGGGGUAUCGAAAUGUCAUUGUUCAAGAUCCGAGCUUGGAAGGAGCCUCAGUGGACGUUCUUCGCAAACGACACAUUCAAUGGGUAGAAGAGAGGGGGUUCCUUCUUGCAUAUGGAACGCCUCGAUUUGACUAUUGCUUGAUGUUGGAUGCCCGCUCUGUACGAUCAAUUCUGGCAAGUACGGAGCCUGAUGAAUCUGGCAUGUUCGGACCAGAUAAACUUGGCAUGGUCGGAUACGUCAACGUGAUUGACUGCGAUUUUCAAUAUGAUCCCAAUGACCCUGACAACGAAUGUUCGGAGUACUUUGAUGGAUCGGUCAGAGUCUGCCUGGAAUCGCUCUUCCAGUUCGCUCUAUCCUGCGACGAUCUCACGACUGGAGAGCAGGCAUGGGGAGACUGGGGGAUGGGCCCUGGUAGAGUAGUCUAUACAGAUGGACAUUCUUCAAUAACCGAGAAAGAGGAUGUCUUCCUUUGCCCAUCUGAUCUUAAUCUCUACUUUGUUUCAGGCUAUCGCGAUUGGCCGAGGAGAGAGAAUCUCACCGAGUUUCAGUAUAAGGAGCUCAUCGAAAGGAUCAACACGGAGGAUCAAAUUAAUUAG
Messenger RNA from Penicillium daleae, 1071 nucleotides. RefSeq lists its product as uncharacterized. The transcript is spliced from 2 exons. The coding region runs from base 1 to 1071 and encodes 356 amino acids. Lineage: Eukaryota; Fungi; Ascomycota; Eurotiomycetes; Eurotiales; Aspergillaceae. The record is from RefSeq and is a predicted model, not a curated record.